Molecule: messenger RNA, 2029 nt
Organism: Python bivittatus (Burmese python)
Lineage: Eukaryota; Metazoa; Chordata; Lepidosauria; Squamata; Pythonidae
Gene: NOP16
Product: NOP16 nucleolar protein
Biological process (GO): ribosomal large subunit biogenesis
Cellular component (GO): nucleolus
Source: RefSeq, a predicted model, not a curated record
UCAGUGGUCUGGCUGUCUCUUGAGCUGCGACGGUAGGGGUUUCUGCGGGGCGGCGCGCGUGCUGCAGCCGGGUUGGUUUCGAGAGCCGCCACGAUGCCGAAAGCCAAGCAGAAGCAGCGUCGGAAGAAAUAUAAUUAUAACAUCGACCGCAAAAAGCUGAACAGGGCUUUCCGCAAACGCGCGGCGCCUCGAAUAAAAUGUGCUCAAAUCCGACAUGCUUGGGAUAGCACCAAAUCAGUUUCUAAGAACUUGGCAGAAAUGGGCCUGGCUGUUGAUCCAAACAAGGCAAUUCCCAUUCCAAAGGAUCUGAAAAUGGAAAUUGAUGGACCAGGGGCAGAGACAAAAACUGUUAGGAAGCCAUAUGUAAUAAAUGAAUUAGAAUAUGAGGCCAGCUUUCCAGAGAAGAAGUCAGAGACCCUCUCCAGAGACCUUAUUGACUACGUGAAACACAUGAUCCAGAAUCACAGUGAAAACUAUAAGGCUAUGGCUCGUGAUGAGAAGAACUAUUACCAGGAUACACCAAAACAAAUAAAGAGGAAGAUCAAUGUCUAUAAACGCUUCUAUCCUGAGGAGUACCAAGCAUUCAUUGCAUCUUUACAGCAGGAAAAAAUGGAUCAAUAAUUAGGAAAAGAUGAUUAUUUCACCUGCUGGCAUGGAUUUUAGUGACUGAUGCUGCAAAACUGACACUUGAAUUACAUAAAAUAUUGCUUUCUAAAGAGAGAUAAGAAAAUAUCUUACAGGUAGAACUUUGGUUCUCCAUCAGAGUUCUUCCACAGCGUAGAAAGCUUUAGCCAGCUUUCAGAUUUCACUGAUGGCCUCCUCAAGGCAAAAUAACAUUCUUAAAGUGGCAAAGUAUUAUUUUGCCUUGUAGAGACCUCAGUUGACAUAAAUGACUUGUCUAAGCCUUGCGUCAAUAACAGAGCAUACUGAAAGAAUGUGUUGGCUAAAAGGAGCAGCAGUGAAUCUGAGACCAACUUGUCCACUUUGUGAGCAUUUUGGAAAGACAGCAUAGCAGUUUCCUUUCUGAGAAAUAAGAAUAGGACAUCAAGAUUAAAGCCUCAAAACUAGUAAACAUGGCUCAGAAAGAGCUACCUCUACUCUCCAGUAAGGGCAUAGCCCAGAGAGAUGACAACUCUCUCAGUAAGCACUCGUUCAUGGGAAGGAAGAAGUCACUGUCCUGUCUGAUGGCAAUGCUGGCAUGAUGGUUCCUAAUGUGUGAUAUGUUACAGAUUGUCUAUCAAGCCAUCUUUCCUCGAUUUCUUAAAAGUAGAAGCAGUAUUGGUUCUCUGUCUCUAGAGACCAACACUGCAGUAAUACUUUUCAUGCAGCUACUACAGGAAUUUGCAAUUGGUGAAGCUUCUGAAUUCUCUGCUGAAGCACCCUGAGAACACAGGACUGAAAAGUUUUCUAAUCCCAAGUAAUGCCUGCUGAAAAGUGGCUGUUGGCAAUAACCUCACCAUUCAGUGUCCUAUUGAAUUGUAUGCUGGGAUUCCUCAAGUUGUGUAGAACAGAGUCACAUCUUACAACUCAAGAUUUAUUGAUAAAAAAUGUAAACCAUUUCUUAGCAAUUACCUAUUGCAUAUAGGGCUAAGAUCUAUUAGCCAGGUUUCCUAUAUUCUUAAUAGGAUAAAUAAAGGAGGGAGAUGGUUGAAGGUAAAUUCUGCAAAAGGAGCCUAGUCCAAACAAAAAUGCUGUUGUGCCAAGAGAAAAGGGAGUGUCAGAGAGUAAUAGUACAUGCACCAUUUUCCUGUUUAAGAAAAAGCUUGUAACAGCUCCAUUACAUCUAUAGAGAAAAGUUGCCUGAAGAUGGGAUUGGCUUCCUGCACAUGUAGAACUAUGCUUUAAUGUGGAGGUGAGACAAAUGGCUGGUUUUUUCCUCAUUAGAAAUUAAAGAGAGCAUUAUUGGUAGCCCAAACCAAUAAUGUGACCUAUCAAUACUUUGUAACAGCCACUACUGGUUCAUGUAUCAGCUUUUGCAGAGAUAUGUUUUGUUUCUACAAUGGAGCAGAAAUAAAAACUUUUAAGAGCU